GGUGGCCUUUGAAGAUGUGUCUGUGAACUUCACCCAGGAAGAGUGGGCUCUGCUGGGUCCUUCACAGAAGAAACUCUACAGAGAUGUCAUGCAGGAAACAUUCAAGAACCUGGCCUCUAUAGGGGGAAAAUGGGAAGACCACAACACUGAAAAUCCAUACAAAAAUCAGGAGAAGAAUCUAAGAAGCCAUAUGGUAGAGAAACUCUGUGAAAGUAAAAAAGUUAGUCAGUAUGGAGAAUCUCUCAGUUCAAAUCUCAGUCUGACCAAGAAAACUGCUGGCGUAAAACCUUAUGAAUGUAGCGUGUGUGGAAAAGUCUUCCUGCGUCGUUCAUCCCUUACUAGGCACGUGAGGUCUCACAUUGGAUAUGAACUACUUGAGAAGCCAUAUAAAUGUAUGGAAUGUGGGAAAGCCUUUAGUUAUCUCAAAUCCUUUCAAAGACAUGAAAGGACUCAUGCUGGAGAAAAACCUUAUCAAUGUAAACAAUGUGGAAAAACCUUCAUAUAUCACCAACCCUUUCAAACACAUGAACGGACUCAUAUUGGAGAGAAACCCUAUGAAUGUAAGCAGUGUGGUAAAGUGCUCAGUUGUCCCAGUUCCCUUCGGAUACAUGAAAGGAUUCAUACUGGAGAAAAGCCCUAUGAAUGUAAAAAAUGCGGGAAAGCCUUCAGCUGUCCCAGUUCUAUUCGAAUACAUGAAAGAACUCACACUGGAGAGAAACCCUAUGAAUGUAAGGAAUGUGGUAAAGCCUUCAUUUCCCACACAAGUGUUCUCACCCACAUGAUAACACACAGUGGAAACAGACCUUAUAAAUGUAAGGAAUGUGGGAAGGCAUUCAUUUUCCCCAGUUUUUUAAGAGUACAUGAAAGAAUUCACACUGGAGAGAAACCCUAUAAAUGUAAACAAUGUGGUAAAGCCUUCAGAUGUUCCACUUCCAUUCAAAUUCAUGAACGAACUCAUACUGGAGAGAAACCAUAUAAAUGUAAGGAAUGUGGUAAAUCUUUCAGUGCUCGCCCAGCCUUUCGAGUACACCUGAGAGUACAUACUGGAGAGAAACCCUACAAAUGUAAAGAAUGUGGGAAAGCCUUUAGUCGUACCAGUUACUUUCGAAUACAUGAAAGGACACACACUGGAGAAAAACCCUACGAAUGUAAAAAAUGUGGAAAAACCUUCAAUUAUCCUCUAGAUUUGCAAAUACAUGAAAGAAACCACACUGGAGAAAAACCCUAUGAAUGUAAGGAAUGUGCAAAAGCCUUCAUUUCUCUAGAAAACUUUCGAAGGCACAUGAUAACGCACACUGGAGAUGGACCUUAUAAAUGUACGGAAUGUGGGAAAGCAUUCAUUUUUCCUAGUGCAUUACGAACACAUGAAAGAACUCAUACUGGAGAGAAACCCUAUGAAUGUAAACAAUGUGGAAAAGCCUUUAGUUGUUCUAGUUAUGUUCAAAUACAUGAAAGGACUCACACAGGGGAAAAACCUUAUGAAUGUAAAGAAUGUGGGAAAGCUUUUAUUUACCCCACAAGCUUUCAAGGACACAUGAGAGUGCAUACUGGAGAGAAACCCUACAAAUGUAAAGAAUGUGGAAAAUCCUUCAGUCUUCAUAGUUCCUUUCAAAGACAUGAAAGAAUUCACAGUGGAGAGAAACCUGUUGAAUGUAAGCAAUGUGGAAAAGCCUUCAGUUUGUCCACAUCCUUACAAAAACAUAUGAGAAUGCACACUGGAUGCAAACCCUAUAAAUGUUAGAAAUAAGGGAAAGUUUGCAGUUUUAACAAAUACUUUCAAAGUUGUGGAAAAUUGCACUGCCGAGAAGUUCUAUAAAUUUAAGUAAUGUGGAAGGCAAGAUGCAAGGUAAUUCAUGUACAGUCAAGUGCCACAUAACAUUUCAGUCAG
Messenger RNA from Carlito syrichta (Philippine tarsier), 1888 nucleotides. Its product is annotated as zinc finger protein 791. Gene Ontology annotation, molecular function: RNA polymerase II cis-regulatory region sequence-specific DNA binding; DNA-binding transcription factor activity. Gene Ontology annotation, biological process: regulation of transcription by RNA polymerase II. Lineage: Eukaryota; Metazoa; Chordata; Mammalia; Primates; Tarsiidae. The transcript has 3 exons. The record is from RefSeq and is a predicted model, not a curated record. The coding region runs from base 89 to 1741 and encodes 550 amino acids.